UCCGAUGACGAAGCCCUUCUCUGUGCAUUCGUAUCCAGUUCCCCAUCUCAUCUUACCAUCGCAAUCUCUCAACCAAAACCCCUCGCUCCCAUUCAUAUUCCCCUUUCCCAACCUCUGUGCCCGUGCAUGUUUCCAUCGCCAUGGCAAUCCCGCAACUCCCCUCCUCCCUGCAAGCCACCUAUGUAUGCAGCCUCCCGCGGGCCACCUCCCACGUCCCCCGCCUAUCGAUUGCUGUCCCAAAACACCCACCAUUAGCCACCAUGGUCGACACCGGUAGCUUGUGCAAGUCUCGGUCCGCUCUUCUAGUAGCCCCGGUUCCAGCUUGCCUUGGCCUUGCAUUUUCUCGCCUGCAUGCGCCCAAGUGGGGAGCAACUCGGCUCGCUGAGCAUUUCGAGAAACACUAGGGACAUCCAUUGUUGCUAUCAACUGUCCAAUGCAUACUCCUUCAAUGCUAAGACCAAGUGCGCAAAACCUGGUCCCGCUUAUUGCAAUGCUAAGGUAAUGUGCCCAAAAUGACCC
This is a messenger RNA of Periconia digitata, 519 nucleotides long. NCBI's taxonomy places the organism in Eukaryota, Fungi, Ascomycota, Dothideomycetes, Pleosporales, Periconiaceae. The record is from the annotation of a GenBank genome assembly.